AUGGAAGAAAUCCAAGCGGAGCUACGGGCUGAGCGAGAGAGGAAUGACGCGUUGGAGCAGCACAUGCGACAGUUCGACGCCAUGGAGCAGCGCAUGCGACAAUUCGAGGUCUUCAUGUCCUCAAUGGAAGUAUCACAACCAUGUCUUGGUGCUCAAUCUUCACCUGCAAACGUAGCCUUUGGAUCUCAGGCGGAGAUUUCCCCUGCACAACUCAAAGAAAUAGCAACUGGGUUGGAAGAAUCCAAUGUCAACUUCUUGUGGGUGAUAAGAAAGAGCGAGUCGGAGAUUUCGGAGGGGGGUUUCUUAGCCACUGCGGGUGGAAUUCUGUUUUGGAGACCAUAUGCAUGUGCCGGAGUGCCAAUCCUGGCGUGGCCCAUGCUGGCAGAGCAACCUUUGAAUGCGAGAAUGGUGGCGGAGGAGAUAAAGGUGGGGCUGAGGGUUGAGACCGUUGAUGGUUCAGUGAGAGGGUUUGUGAAGUGGGAGGGGUUAGAGAAAAUGGUGAAGGAGUUGAUGAAGGGAGAGAUGGGGAAGGAGGUGAGGAAGAAGGUGAAGGAGUUUGCCGUGAUGGCCAAGAAGGCUAUGGACGACGGUGGAUCGUCCUCCCUCACGAUGGACUUACUCAUUGAUGAGCUACACAUUAAGACAGGCCUUGUGUAA
Messenger RNA from Alnus glutinosa, 657 nucleotides. RefSeq names its product UDP-glycosyltransferase 90A1-like. The transcript is spliced from 3 exons. NCBI's taxonomy places the organism in Eukaryota, Viridiplantae, Streptophyta, Magnoliopsida, Fagales, Betulaceae. The record is from RefSeq and is a predicted model, not a curated record. The coding region runs from base 1 to 657 and encodes 218 amino acids.